GCAAUAACCAGCAUCCCGAGAGCAACCGUUACAGUCAGUAAGUGAUAAGCUUAGACUUCACUACUAUAACUAACAACGACCGGAGCUGAAAAGGCGAGGGUGAAAAAAACAAACAAAACAGAAACGAAUCCAACCAGAGUAUAUGGCAUGGACACCACAGAUGACAAAGAAGAGACACAAAGGGUAGAAAUCCCAUCCAGCUCUGGUCAUACAUCUGAACACCUUAGGAGGACACGACACGCAGGUGGUACUACAGAGGACCCAGAGUUAGAAAAUAUCCAAGGAAAUGAAAAAAUGAACCAGAAUGUAGAGUUGUUAGAGAAGAAGCCAUGGAGAAAAGCUGGUGCUAACAUCUCAGAUUACUUUAACUAUGGUUUUGAUGAAAAAAGCUGGAACGCUUAUCGUAGGAAACAGGCAGAACUCCAUGGACUGAAAAGAAAAGAAAAUGCUAAAAACAGGGGCCAGAAGAGGCAAACUGGAUAUAGAGAAGAGGGGACUUCUUGUGCUUAUUCUUCCCCAGGCACACCAUCUAUUCUAGCUUUCAGAGAGUCAGAUCCUACCGCUGAUUUGAUUGGAGGACAACCUGAAUCCAGCAGACAGCAUUGGCACCAAUAUCUUAAUGAUGGAGUCAGCAAUAUUCAGGUGUUUUGUGAGGACUAUAAUGAGGACAAUAUUAAUGCUGAUCAACUGCCACCUCCAGUCAAUAUGAACUCUCUCUUUGAAUUUAUUCCACCAUCUUUCCUUUUCCACCCAGGACCCCAGCCUCCCUUUCCUACUGCUACUUUAGUGAGUGGAAACUCUAAAGGCUUCGACAACCCAGCAACUUCACUAUACCCAUGUCCAUCAAGGAGAAUCACCAUCAGCCCUGGAGUGAUUGAUGCUACCAAGGCCUGGGAAUGCUACAUAUUGCAGGAAAAACGUAACGAGGAUAGAGACAGAUCCAGAGAGCACGGUCAUGAUAGAAACAGCAAAAGAAGUGGAUACAAAGAGAAGGAGAGCUGCUUCUCUUCGCGGUGUAGCAAGGAGGAGCAAAGGAAGCACAGGGAUGCUAGGAAGCGAGGGUACGAGCAUCGCAGAUUUGAAAGAGGCAGUAGAGAAAAGAGGCGGCGAGACAAAGACGAGGGAUCACGAAAAACAUCAGAAAGCAGCAGUGUCAGCUGCAGCAGACGUAGCAGAGAUGUUGGUGGGAACAAGGAGAAUAGACGUAAGCACAAAAAAGCCAAGAGAAGUAGGAAGGACAAGGAAAACAGCCGGAUGGUCUCUGCUGACCGAGAAAGGAAAUUAAAAUUUGACUGACUUUCAGUCUCCCAGUCUGAUUAAGGGAGAACUGCACCAUGGCAGCUUACACUAUGUUGUAUCAGAAAAUUAAUUAAUAGAGGCUAUAGUUUAGGAAUUAAUAUUUACAAUAUCUUUAAUUCACUGUAAUUAAUUUGUUAAUAAUUCAUUUUAUUUGACAAACUAAGAAUAAUUUAAUGUAAGUUUCAUGCAAUGUGCAUUCGUUGUGUUGUUUCAGAUGAAAGUCAUGUACGCGUGUAGCUUUGUGAAUCCCAGGGUAAUGUGCUUUUAAUAAUUUUUCUCACACCAUUCUCUUUUUCAAAUGAUUUUAUUGAUCAUUUAACCAAAUGUACCAUCA
Messenger RNA from Archocentrus centrarchus (flier cichlid), 1633 nucleotides. It is a transcript of the gene fip1l1a, whose product is annotated as FIP1 like 1a (S. cerevisiae). NCBI's taxonomy places the organism in Eukaryota, Metazoa, Chordata, Actinopteri, Cichliformes, Cichlidae. Bases 148 to 1296 code for a protein of 382 amino acids. The record is from RefSeq and is a predicted model, not a curated record. Gene Ontology annotation, cellular component: mRNA cleavage and polyadenylation specificity factor complex. The transcript has 13 exons.